GCCAUGUAGUACCAACGAUGAAAAUUUCUUCCACAGUUAACGUAACAAGUCUGGUUGUGAUACUGUUUUUGUAUAGUUUGUUGAAUAGUAACACUGGCGCCGAAUUAAAUAAAACAACAACCAAAGUCUCUAGACGAAAAUCAUUUGUAGCUGUAGUAUUUACAAGCAAUUUUACAACAUAUAACACGACAAGAAGCAGAAAAGGUCUAUGUCGAUGGUUAAAACAUUUGAAGCAUCAAGCUAGACUUUGCGCAAAAAGAAAAGGAUUAGCUGAAUUAUUAUUGGAAACUAAAAAAUUAACAAUCAACUCUUGUAAGCAACAAUUUCAGUUUGAGCAAUGGAACUGUUCGAAUACGAAGAAAUUUUUCAAGAAAGUCUACCGCGAGACAGCUUUUAUGUACUCACUGACCACUUCAGCAUUUAUGUAUUUAGUAGCCAGAGCCUGUGCCGAGGGAAAACUAUCUAAUUGUAAAUGUGCCAGCCAUGGAAAGUCUGACAACUCAUCCAAGUGGCAAUGGGGCGGAUGUGGCGACAAUACGAAAUUUGCGAAAACUUUUACCAAUAAAAUAUUCCAAUUGAAAAGAAAAGGUGAUACGCCGCGUAAUAUUUUAAAAUACGACAGCGAAAUUGGCAUGCAAGUCGUUAUGGAGAGUGAAGAGAAAAAAUGUAAAUGUCACGGUCUUUCAGGAUCCUGCACAAUGAAAAUAUGUUGGAAAAGACUCCGUCCAUUCGAAUUAAUAGCACAGGAACUGAAAAAUCGAUAUCACGGCGCCAUCCAGGUAGAUUCCGACAACAACAUUCACAUUCCCCAAAAAGAGGACGAUAACCAGAAGCUGGUAUACCUGGAAAAAAGUCCCAACUUUUGUCCUCUGACCGUGGGGCGGCGCUGUAAGAAUACAGAUAACUGCGCAACUUUAUGCUGCGGUAGAGGAUUUUCUACUAGCCUGGAGAAAGUAAAGGAAACUUGCAACUGCAGGUGGAGCAACGAGAGUCUUUAUCAGAUUUCAUGUCAGCAGUGCGAGAAAGAGGAAACUGUUUAUGUUUGCCAGUGAAUGAAAAUAUUUUCCUAAGCUUUCAUCGCGACUGCUAUGCAUUACAUAAAUGUGAUAUAUGUGUCGGCUAUACUUUAAUUU
Anoplophora glabripennis (Asian longhorned beetle) is the source of this 1133-nucleotide messenger RNA. Its product is annotated as protein Wnt-4-like. Gene Ontology annotation, biological process: neuron differentiation; multicellular organism development; cell fate commitment. Gene Ontology annotation, molecular function: cytokine activity; frizzled binding. Lineage: Eukaryota; Metazoa; Arthropoda; Insecta; Coleoptera; Cerambycidae. The record is from RefSeq and is a predicted model, not a curated record. Gene Ontology annotation, cellular component: extracellular region. The transcript is spliced from 5 exons. Bases 18 to 1052 code for a protein of 344 amino acids.